This is a messenger RNA of Orbicella faveolata, 6953 nucleotides long. RefSeq lists its product as uncharacterized. NCBI's taxonomy places the organism in Eukaryota, Metazoa, Cnidaria, Anthozoa, Scleractinia, Merulinidae. The record is from RefSeq and is a predicted model, not a curated record.
CUCGCAGGAGAUCUAAUCAGCCAAACUUGAAAACUAAAACGAUGAGAAGUCAAAGACUGCAAGGCUGACACAACAUGGUGUACUUAAAACGUGGUAUAUUUGCGAAUUGAGAUUGAUGUACACGUAAGAGACAUUCAUCACAAUAAAAACAGAACAUUCUAGCCGAGGAUCAAAUAUUCCUUGCUUCGACCCUGGACUGGCUUCGAGGAACUUUCCCGUGUAAGCCGUGCUCGCUCCCCUCCCGAUACCCAGGCACAUCGAAAAACGCGAAAGACUGGUGUCUAGAUUUUUCUCGUUCCCAGAUUUCCAUCGGUCUGUUGUCAAAAUGGCGGAGCACCAUGCAGAGAUGAGAUGGAUAGCAAAGUGACUUGUUUUCCAAAGUAGAAUGUCUUCUUCGAGAAUGGUUGAUACAACGGUUGAAAGUGCCAGUGAUCCUUCGUGCUCUUCAUGUGCAAAGUUAAAGGAGGCACUUGAAGCUUCAAAGAGAGAGCACUCACUGACUUUAAGGAUGGUCAAGGAAAAGAUAAUUUCAACAGAUGAGCUGAUAAAGAAGUACCAGCAGAAAUGCCAUGAAUCUGACAAACAUCAGCAGCAGUCCACUGACAGUGCAUUAAAGUUGGAGGCAGCUCAAAUGAAAAUAGAAUCAUUGCAAAGUCAGCUGGAUAGGACAUUGCAUUCCAGUGAACCUUUAAGAAAGAAUGUAGCAAGACUACAUAGGGAAAAAUCUUUAGCUGAUUCAACCAUUUCAGAAUUAAGAGAAAAGCUGCAGAAUUUUGAGAAAAUAAACUCUGAGUUGCUAAGCACAGCUAAAAUCAAGGAAGAGCAGGAGUGUGCAUGGAGACUGGAGAAACAAGUUCAAGCACAUGAGAUGCAAAAACAAAAGAAAAGUUUGCAGAAAAGUGAGGGUACCAUUGCCAAGCUGCAGGAAGAAAUCAAGAAAGCAAAAGAGAAAAACAAAGAAUUGAACAAAUUGCUGGGUCAAGCCAACAGAAAGGCUGCAAAAAUGGAGCAACAGCUUCAGAAAUCCAUGGAGGAGAUUCAAAGUGUCAAGCUAGAGGCAGAGUUUGCAAAAGCCCUUGGGGAAGAUUUGACAAAGAAAACCUCUAAACCAAGGCAGCGACAAAAAGCCCGUCAGCCACCUCGACAGCCGCCCGUGGAAACGAAACAGACCUCGCCUUCAGCCUCGCAUCCAAGUCAACAGCUGGCGCACGUUAUAGAGGAAUUCUCUAUGCUAUCCGAUAUGGAGCCCGCUCUCAGUCCCCUACCGCCCAGUCCUGACAGAGAAGCACUGGGAGACAGUAGCAGCUCCGAGGAAGAGAGUGGCAGUGGAAGCAGCAGCGAGGAUGAUGGGAGCGGGAAUGAAGAUGAAGACAGUGAUUACAGCCUGGGUGAUCUAGCAGACAUGCUGAUUGGCGAUCAUGACGAGGGUGAAAACUUAGCAGCGAGUCCUAUGAAAACUAGAAGCAGUGAUCAAGAUUUUCAGGAAGAUGUUGAAAACAGCACUGGACAGGAAACGACGACAAAGAACGAUGCUGAUUGUGCAAAAACUGAAAAUGAAUCUUCAGUGAGACAGUCACCAAAUGAAGCGAGUGCCUCUGAUAUUGAAGUUUCUGAAAACCUUUCUCACGAAAACUGCAAUAUUGCUAAUCCAAGAGGUGAGACUUCAAAAUGCUUAUCAACGACUCAAGAAGGUACAUGUAGUAUCGAAGCUGAAAUGAAUGAAAAUUCACAUAUUACAGAAAGCGAUGGUUCUGAUCGUAAGAAAACAGACGAGGAGUCUGCUAAGACUAAAGAACCCUCCAACAUCGAGAAAUGCACAGUGGUCACGCCCAGUCCUCAACGAAAGGCAAAGCCGAGGAUGGCAUCAUCGAAACCCCGUGUUAUGACUCGAUCCAGAGCUAAAGCAAUGAAACUCAGUUCCUCGUCUGAUGCUGAAAGCUCGUCAGAAAGAGAAACAGGAAUGGAGGUUAAUUCAACUCAAGAAAAUUCUUCAGAGGUGUCAGAUACGGACUUAAAGCGUGAUUCUAAUGCGAGUGAUAUCGGAAAAUCUAACGAUGGUGGUAGUGGCAACAAUGAAAACGUUUCUUCCGUUGCGUUGGUGGAUAACAUGAAGGAAUUCACUGAAAGCUCGCAAGCAAACGAAAGCGUAGAACAUGCUAAAGGAAACUUCCAGGAUAUCUUGCCUGAUUCUUCGAAUACCGAUGCUGAUGAUGGUGCUCAUCACCAUGGAAACCUUUGCGAACCCGUCUGCUUGGUAGCCUCUUUUUCAGACUUGAAGGACCAAGAACCUACUGAAGACAAUUCAGCUGUAUUACUAGUAGGAGUGGAAGCGGAUGUCAUCCAUUCCCAGACAAACGAUGGUGAGCGUAGCUGUUCGGGAGCAUUAGGUACAGACUCAGAGGAACAAGCAGGUAAUGAAGGCAAUUCAAAUGUAUUAUUGAUAGGAAUGGAUACAGAUGCCGUCCAACACCAGAAAAACGACGGUCAGCUUAGUCGUUCAAGAGCCUUACUUUCAGGUUCAGAGAAACAAGAAGAAAAUGAAAGCAAUUCAAAUGUAUUAUCAGUAGGAGUGGAUAAAGAUGUCAACCAUCAACAGAAAAACGACGGUCAGCUUAGUUGUUCAAGCGCCUUACUUACAGACUCAGAGGAACAAGCAGGUAAUGAGGACAGUUCAAAUGUAUUUACGGGAGGACAGGAAGCGGAUGGUAGUAAACUUAGUCAUUCAACAGCCUCGCUUUCAGAGCAAGUCGCCUAUGACGACGACUCGGAUGUAUCUCCAGCGCCUACUUCAGAGGCUGCUGCGAACGUACCCACUGAAGUUGGGAUCGAAGUUAAUCAGGAGAUUUCUACAACUUCUGAAUGUGGAUCUAGAACUAAAGGUGAUGCUCCACUUAACAUGACUAGGGAGCAAAAUGCCGACAUCAAUGAAAUUCCUUCACUCGAACUCAACAAUGACAAUGCUGACAGCAUUUUGGCUAAUAAAAUCAUCAGCGAGAUAAAUACCGAAGAAAGCCAAACUUCACAGGACAGCAAAAUCACCGCAGAUGUUAACGGGAACACUGUGUUGUCGCAGUUAGAGGCCAAAGAGAAUGCAUUUGAACGAAGAGAGGACACCCUUGAAGAGAAUAACAACAACAUAUCUGAAGAUUUUGAAUCCGCUCCUGAGCAGUUGGAGGAUGAUUCUGCUCUUGUAGUUGACACUGAUUCGUCUGACCAAACUCAGCCCUUUGUGCGUAAGACUCCAAACCGCCCCAUUUGUACAACGAAGAGAAAAAGCAAGGAUGUAUCUGAGCUAUCUACAACUUUUGAUGGCACCAAAAAUGAAGACAGAUCAACGGAGCAAGUGUAUGUCCCAUCAGACGAAGAGACUGAUGCAGAUUCUUUUCCAUGUGUAGUGCCUGGCAAAGCAACAACAAAUAAGUUCGUUGAAACUUCAAAAGGUGAACCGGUUUAUGUUAGUAGUUCGACUGUCGAAGUAGAUUUGAAUCUAUCUACUCUGACUUGUGAAAAGGAGACAACGAUGACAACAGCAUCAACAACAGAGACAACAGAAUGCUCCUCAACCACAAGCCACGAAGUUGAAACUUCUGAAGACUGCAAGUUAGCUUUAGAAGAAGACGACCAUUCACAUGUCUCUGACGAGGCAAUGCAAAGUUGCUCAAUUGACGAGCGCGAAGGAAAAGACUCAAAAGGGCAAGAUUCCAGUGUACAAGAAAAUAUCCCUGUCUUAACUUCUGAGUCUUCUGGAAAGAAUUCAGAAUUGGAGAAAGAUGAGUCCCUGUCUAGUGAUGGAGAACAGUUCUCGACCUGUAAUGAGGGAGGAAAGUAUUCUGAUUGCGUAAAAGGUGUACCUGCUUCUAAAACUGCAAUUGAAGAAGCUAGUGAACCUUCGACUUCCACUGAGGGAAGAAAGAAUUCUGAUUGCGUAAAAGAUGUACCAGCUUCUAAAACAGUAAUUGAGGAUGCUAGUGAACCUUCGACUUCCAAGGAGGGUAGAAAGAAUUCUGAUUGCGUUAAAGAUGUACCCUCUUUUAAAACGGUAAUUGAAGAAGCUAGUAAACCUUCCACUUCCAGUGAGGGAAGAAAUGAGUCUGAUUCAGAAAGAGAUAUGUCUUCUAGAGCAAUGACUAGAAAACGUUCCUCCACUUCUACUGACGAAAACCGGCAUUUUGAUACGAAAGAAGAUUUGUCUUCAAGAGUUACGGGUAAAGAGAGAUCCUCGCUUGUUAAUGAGGGGAGAAAACAUUCUGAUAUGGGAAGAGUUGUGUCUUCUAUUGGUACGAGGAAAGAAAGUUGCUUAACUUUUGAUGAGGGAAAAAAUAAUUCUCCUUUGGGAAGAGAUGUGUCUUCUAGAGCUGAUUUGACUUCUAUUCAGAGAAAAAAGGAUUCUGCUUUGGAAAAUUUGUCGUCUAGGGCAAUGAAUAAAGAAAGUUCUUCGACUUUUAAUGAGGGAAAAAAGCAUGCUGAUGUGGGAAGAGUUGUGCCUUCUACAGGUACGAAGAGAGAAAGGAAUUCUGCUUUGGAAAGAAAUGUAUCAUCUGGAGAAGUGGGUAAUGAAAGUCCUUCGACCUUUAAUAUGAGAAAGAGAAAUUCUGAUUUGGGAAGAGAGGUGUCUCCUAGAAUUAUAAGUAAAGAAGGAUCCUCUUCGAAUGAGAAGGAAAUACCCUCUAAUCUAGAUGUUCGGGAGCCAUCGACAUUUGACGAGACAAGAAAACGUUAUGCGAUCAAGAGGGAUGUUUCGUCCCCUAGAACUUUAACUGAAAAAGCUGGGGAAAGAAAACGUCCGUCAUCAUCUCAAUUAGAUGCAGAAGAGAGUAAACUUGGAGAAAGAGGACAAUCUUUGGAAUUGCCUUGGUUUCCGAACAACGCAGGACCUUCUGAUGACUCCCCAGCUCUAUGUGACCCGGAAGACGAUUCUCCAAUUCAAGCCUUGUUUAAUAAUCUUGAAUGUCUCUUGGAGGAAUUUCCUUCACUUUCUCCUCUUCCACCUUCACCUUGUCCUUCGGACGAUGAAGAAUGUUUAGCUUCCCAAAUUUCAUCCAGUAACUUGAACAAAGAAAAGUCAAACCGUGUCACCGACUUAACUUUUGCAAAAAAGACUUUUGAUGUACGUGGAAAGCCUGAAUUUAAACGUGACCAGGAAUUGAAUUACACUGAAGUCGCAUCAAGGAGCGUUAAAAGAACUUCGCUAAGAAAUAGCGCGACUAUGUGUAUAACAGAAUCAAACAAACUGAACAUUUCAGUAACGCCACGGAAUUGUCUUGCAAAGGACAAAACAAGCAAAUCAGCGUCUACGUCCUGUUCGGGAGGAAGUGCCUCAACCAAACCUCCCUUACAACGGUCGGCAUCCGCACCUCCUCGCGCAGAAGAAAAAGUCUCACUAAAGCGUUCUUAUCAACAAUCAGUUUCUGAACCAGUUAACAACAAGAUCGCUGUCGCGCAGAAAAGCAAGAAGAUGAAAACGCAGCCUAAAAUUCCUCACAAAGAAGAAACCUCAAGCUUGGAAAAUCGGUUAGGUAUUUCUAGAGUUCCGGUUGAAAAAGCCACAUUCAGUCAACCAUCGAAGAAAAAUGGUGUUACUAAAGGGCCGGUACUUGUCAGCAGGAAAGGACCAAUACUCGCUGACAGUAAGGAGCCAAAACUGGCUGGCAAUAAGGGACCAAUACAGCCUGGCACUAAGGUGCCAAUACUGGCUGGCAAAAAGGAACCAAAAGUGGCUGACAAAAAGGAGCCAAAACUGGCUGGCAAUAAGGGACCAAUACUGGCCGGCAGUAAGGAGACCGUACUGGUUGGCGAUCAUGGGCCAUUACUGGAGUUCAAUGAAAGGCCAGUCCUAGAAGAAGAGUCCAAAAAUACAAACAAUUCAGCGAAAUCAACUGGCAACAAACAGAGCAAAUAUCGACCGUUGUCAGUCCGUCCAGGUUAUAUGCCUGAAGUGAAGUAUGUGUUCAAAUGUCUGAGUCGUGUGUACGAAGACAAUGUAGAUCUACAUAUUGUAGUCGAGAGACUAACCACUAAGCGAUGUAUUUCAUCCAGUACGCCCGUAGUUUCGGCCAUAAUUCAGUUUUUAAAAGAACGAGAAGACGACCUCGUCCCUCAGAUCCUCGAUCAACUUGAACACUUUCAGACUGAUGCGAGUCCAAACAACUGGCAGCCUGUUAUUUCCAGUUUCGAGUCUCGACUGCUGGAAGUGAUAUCUUUAUUAUCCAAUGAUACUUUGUUCGGGAACCUUAUUCCUAGAUUGGUUUCUCUGUGUUCUCGGAGUUUGACUGAAGCACGUUGCAGCUCAAACGAUGAGGAAGUGAUGAAGGGGGAUCUGUCGCUUUGUCGUGUCUUGACUGCCUUGUGCCAGCUCAAAGAGAAUCUUGGCUGUGUUCGAACGGUGUGUUAUGACGUCAUACGUUCCCUGUACCGUUCCCAGAACGCUGCUCUACAGCUUGCAGUUACCAUGGUUACCGUUUGGCCGAAAGUUCUGAAAACGUCUUCCGAUUAUUCGAGAGGCAAACAAUCGCCUCUUGCUCAUACUCUGAAGUUAGUGUUAUCGUAUGGGGUUCAGAGGUUUCCGUCUGCCGAUCUUGGCAACAUCUUACGAGUUCUGUGCUGCUGGGAAGAUGAUUCGGUAACAGAGGAAGACCUGAAACGCUUUGGAUUGCAGCUUAUUCAACCAUUGCGUGAGGAGGGAUUGGGGGCUAACGUCGGUCUUGGUAAAGGUAAGACGAGGGAUUGAGUCCAUUAAUAGAUUCCAUCUUAGAAUUUUUUCGAUGUACAUAACCCUGUACAAUCUAAUGAACAAUACAACAAAACACUGUUCAGUAGCUAUUGUUUAAAUGAACGUUAGGGUUUAACUGAAGGAUUUAUUUUGGGACUUACCUUGUCCGUUAUAAUAAACAGUAUUAAAUGAAACUACUGCUCGACAGCUUUUAUUUGAAUGGUCACACACUCCACCUUGUACA